AUGGCUCCUCUUUCGCUCUUUUUCUCGUCGCUCUUUUUCUCCGCUGCGCUCGGUGCGCCCGCCGCCGCCAAAGGCUCCAACCUGGCGAGAGAUCUUUCUACUGUUCUGUCAUUCAAGCGCGAGAUCGCUGUCGAUCCUUUAAAUCUCACCAAGAGCUGGACCGGAAACGACGUAUGCAAGUUCGCCGGCUUCAGCUGCGGCAAGAACCCCGACACCGGAAUCAAUUCCCUGGGAGGGGUCGAUCUUAAUGGCGCCGGGCUUGCGGGAAAGCAUCUUGUCCUGGACGGUUUCUUCGACAAGCUGCUCGAUCUCGCCUAUUUCCACGUCAACGGCAACGGCUUCACGGGAACAUUUCCCAAGGAUCUCUCGGCCCUCAAGUCGCUAUAUGAAAUCGACGUCGGCAGUAAUCAGCUUUCCGGACCCUUCCCGACGAGUGUCUUUGACCUGAACAUUUCCUACCUCGGUCUGAGUUUCAAUGAGUUUUCCGGCCCGAUUCCGGAAGAGGUCUUCAACCUCGGCUUUGACGCGCUUGUCCUGAACAACAACAAGUUCUCAGGCGGCAUCCCCGACAACAUCGGCUCUUCCCCUGUCAGCGAGCUCGUGUUGGCCAACAAUAAGCUUAACGGAUCUGUGCCCAAAGGCGUUGGAAACAUGAAAUACCUCCAGCAAAUUAUUCUUUCGGGUAAUGACUUGUCCGGAUCGCUGCCUAGCAACUACGCCAUCCAGAACCUCACUGUCUUCGAUGUCAGCGACAACAAGCUGUCUGGGUCCGUUCCCGAAGGACUGUGCAAGCUCGACACCCUGGGCGCCUUGAACCUCUCCAAGAACAACUUCAGUGGAACUCUGGGGCCGGCCUGCACUGCCCUGUUGAACAAGAAGGUUCUCGAUAUCUCCAACAACUGCAUCCAGGGAGUUAAGCACCAGAAGCCUGCCAGCCAGUGCAACCACUAG
Messenger RNA from Colletotrichum orchidophilum, 951 nucleotides. RefSeq lists its product as uncharacterized. The record is from RefSeq and is a predicted model, not a curated record. Gene Ontology annotation, molecular function: protein binding. The coding region runs from base 1 to 951 and encodes 316 amino acids. The transcript has a single exon. Lineage: Eukaryota; Fungi; Ascomycota; Sordariomycetes; Glomerellales; Glomerellaceae.